Synchiropus splendidus (mandarinfish) is the source of this 1663-nucleotide messenger RNA. It is a transcript of the gene slc25a24, whose product is annotated as solute carrier family 25 member 24. The coding region runs from base 189 to 1583 and encodes 464 amino acids. Gene Ontology annotation, biological process: transmembrane transport. NCBI's taxonomy places the organism in Eukaryota, Metazoa, Chordata, Actinopteri, Syngnathiformes, Callionymidae. Gene Ontology annotation, molecular function: calcium ion binding; ATP transmembrane transporter activity. The record is from RefSeq and is a predicted model, not a curated record. Gene Ontology annotation, cellular component: mitochondrial inner membrane. The transcript is spliced from 10 exons.
CACACGCCCCCGCAGACAGACCGAGCGGAGGACACACCCUGCUCCAGGAACUGCGUGUGUGUGCCAGACUCCUCCUCCGUUCGGUUCGUUUCGAACGUAAACUUUUUUUUUGUUACUUAAUAAGGACACAGUCGUGUGUGCGUCUUUCUGUUGUGUGUCCGUGUUGUCUGUCCGUAAGUUGCAGCAUCAUGCUCAGGGCCGACUGCAGCACUGCAGACUCUUAUGAGGAACUUUUCCGUAAACUGGACUCGAACCGGGACGGACGAGUGGAUGUGUCCGAGCUGCGGGCGGGUCUCGCCGCGAUGGGGGUCCGGACCGGCCAGGGAGCCGCUCAGAAGAUCGUGUCCUCAGGCGACCAGGACAAAGACGACAGUUUGGACUUCUCGGAGUUCUCCAGGUACCUGAAGGAGCACGAGAAGAAACUGCAUUUGACCUUCAAGAGUCUGGACCAGAACCAAGACGGUCGUAUCGACGUGGCCGAGGUCCAGAGGUCUUUGUCUGAUCUGGGUCUGAACCUUAGCCGGGACGAUGCCCAGAAGAUCCUGCAGAGUAUUGAUGUGGAUGGAACCAUGACAGUGGACUGGAAUGAGUGGAGGGAGCACUUCCUUUUCAACCCUGCCUCCAAUCUGCAGGAGAUCAUCCGGUACUGGAAACACUCCACGGUUCUGGACAUUGGCGAUAGUCUGACCAUACCUGAUGAGUUCACGGAGGAGGAGAAGACGACCGGUGUGUGGUGGAAGCAACUGUCUGCCGGUGCGAUGGCGGGUGCCGUGUCAAGGACCGGGACUGCCCCACUGGACCGUAUGAAAGUCUUUAUGCAGGUCCAUGCCUCCAAAAGCAACGAGAUCAGCCUGUCAGGGGGCUUCCGGCAGAUGCUGAAGGAGGGUGGCUGGAGCUCCUUGUGGAGGGGCAACGGGAUCAACGUGCUGAAGAUCGCACCUGAGACUGCCAUCAAGUUCAUGGCCUACGAGCAGUACAAGAAGGUCCUGUCCAGUGAGCCUGGGAAGGUUAAGACGCAUGAGAGGUUCCUGGCCGGUUCUCUGGCCGGAGCAACCGCUCAGACUGCCAUCUACCCGAUGGAGGUGUUAAAGACCCGGCUCACUUUGAGAAAAACGGGUCAGUAUUCUGGCAUGGCCGACUGUGCCAAGAAGAUACUGAAGAAGGAGGGCGUGAAGGCCUUCUACAAAGGCUAUGUUCCAAACAUCCUUGGCAUCAUCCCGUAUGCUGGCAUCGACCUUGCUGUCUACGAGAGCUUGAAGAAUGUUUGGCUGUCACGCUACUCCAAAGAUUCAGCUAACCCAGGUAUCCUGGUCCUGCUGGGCUGUGGGACCAUCUCCAGUACCUGUGGUCAACUCGCCAGUUACCCACUGGCUCUGAUCCGGACGCGGAUGCAGGCGCAGGCGUCAGUGGAGGGUUCAGAGCAGCUAGCCAUGAGCCAAAUGUUGAAGAAGAUCUUGAAGAAAGAUGGCUUCUUCGGACUUUACCGCGGAAUCCUGCCCAACUUCAUGAAGGUCAUUCCGGCCGUCAGCAUCAGCUAUGUGGUCUAUGAAUACAUGCGUUCUGGACUUGGGAUCCAGAAGUAAUUCUGUGCCAGCAGACCCCCAGGAGGAAGCAAACGAAGCUCCUGUUGAUGGGAAUGAAAGUUUACUAAAUAAAAGUUUAC